UUCUUGGCUUCAAUUAUAUAUUUAGCACAAUUUUAAAGGCAAGAAAAGAGUAUAAAAAGGGGGUUUGGAAUGAAAACGAGAAUAAGAAGAAGCGACACAAAGAAAGAGAGAGGGGAGAGGAUUUAUUAUUUGAGAGAAAAACAAGAUAAAAGUCCGAGCGACAAGUCUCUAUUACUAUUGUCCUGCUAGACCCAAGCGGGUUGUUUCCUCGCACUUUCUUCUCUCCUUCCCCGAACCUGGAAAACCUUAAAAAGUCAACAUCAAUAUCUUCAUCUAAGUAUAUAGCCUAUUCAAUCCAAAACAAAUUGAAAGUGCAAAAGACAAGGAGUUAUCGGAUAUGGGAAACUGCUUUGGAACUCAGGUUGAUCAUCAUAGCCAAUGCCCCACAAAACCCUCUAGCCCAGAAGAAACGAAAAAACUGCAAGACAGCAAACAAAAUGGACUGCCACCUGCAAGAAACAACGAGAGCGCUGGAGAUCACGGGACUUCCAGGGAAGGAAGAAGCAGGGAGCAAGAGACAGUGCCCGCAAGUGGAAAGAUUGUCAGCGCCACCUUAAAAAUAUUCACUUUAGCUGAACUCAAGGCAUCCACCAGAAAUUUCAGGCCUGAUACGGUGCUAGGGGAGGGAGGUUUUGGUAGAGUCUUCAAGGGUUGGGUUGACGAGAAAACCUACGCUCCUUCAAAGGUUGGCGUUGGCAUGGCUGUUGCCGUCAAGAAAUCAAGUCCAGAUAGCUCUCAAGGCUUGCAGGAAUGGCAGGCAGAGGUUAAAUUCUUGGGCAAGUUCUGCCAUCCGAAUCUCGUAAAGCUCUUGGGAUACUGUUGGGAGGAGAACCAGUUCCUACUUGUCUAUGAAUACAUGCAAAAGGGAAGCUUGGAAAACCACCUUUUCAGAACAGGAGGAGCAGAACCUCUUACAUGGGAAACGCGGCUUAAAAUAGCCAUCGGGGCUGCUCAAGGCUUGGCGUUUUUGCAUACAUCAGAGAAGAGUGUAAUCUACAGAGACUUUAAAGCCUCAAAUAUUUUGCUGGAUGGGGCCUACAAUGCAAAACUUUCAGACUUCGGGUUGGCAAAGUUGGGUCCAAUAAAUGGAAACUCGCAUGUAACCACGAGGGUUGUGGGCACUUAUGGUUAUGCAGCUCCUGAAUAUGUCGCCACAGGUCAUUUGUAUGUGAAAAGUGAUGUAUAUGGUUUCGGAGUUGUGCUGUUGGAGAUGUUAACGGGCCUAAGGGCCCUGGAUACAAAUCGUCCCAGCCGUGAGCACAAUUUGGUGGAAUGGGCCAAACAUUCACUGACAGAGAAGAGAAAGCUCAAGAAAAUAAUGGACCGCAGGCUAGUAGAGCAAUACCCACUCAAAGCUGCAUUGCAAGCAGGCGAGCUUAUUGUAAAGUGUCUGGAAUCUGAUCCCAAAAAUCGUCCAUCCAUGGAAGAGGUGUUGGAGACGUUGCAAAAGAUCAGUGCCAUCAAUGAAAAGCCUAAAGAGAGUAAAGCUAGCACAUCUCAGCAAAAGUCUAAGCGCCAAGAGGAACAACAAUGCCAUCGGAACAACCAUCGGUCUCCGGUUCAUUCUAGGCACGGUGGUGCUGGCACUGGAACACGAAAUACUCAACGCUCUUCCAUAGCUAGGUCACACCGAUAAUUACAGUUCCAGAGAUGUGCAUGUGACAUAUUGUUAUUAUUCCCAGUCAUGUAAGCUUAAUUUCAUAAAAAAUUUUCCACUAUUUUUUUGUAACUCUCUUUGGACUCAUAGGCAGCUUAAGAAUAUGUAUAAUACAUUACAGGUGUUACUUGAGGCCUAGUUUUAUGCCAAAAUCAAGAGCCUUUCUCUUUGUAACUUUAUAAUAAUUAAUCACAAUGACAAAUUUCCUGCCUUUAAUCUCCAGGCAAACAAUCACAGUUAUUGGGCCUUACGCAUCAGGGAUUUACUUAAUAACCGAAAAAAAAA
Durio zibethinus is the source of this 1942-nucleotide messenger RNA. RefSeq names its product putative serine/threonine-protein kinase PIX13. Gene Ontology annotation, molecular function: protein kinase activity; ATP binding. NCBI's taxonomy places the organism in Eukaryota, Viridiplantae, Streptophyta, Magnoliopsida, Malvales, Malvaceae. The record is from RefSeq and is a predicted model, not a curated record. Gene Ontology annotation, biological process: protein phosphorylation.